Molecule: messenger RNA, 1745 nt
Organism: Anarrhichthys ocellatus (wolf-eel)
Lineage: Eukaryota; Metazoa; Chordata; Actinopteri; Perciformes; Anarhichadidae
Exons: 11
Coding region: 3-1745 (580 amino acids)
Biological process (GO): lipoprotein metabolic process; lipid transport
Cellular component (GO): extracellular region; membrane
Molecular function (GO): lipid binding
Source: RefSeq, a predicted model, not a curated record
CAAUGAAGUCUACUAUCACCAUCUCCUUUGAGGUCGCACAGUCGGCCUACGAAGACCAGGAUGAACCAGUGCCUGCUGUCACAGAUGGAAGCCAGUCAGAGGUUAAAGUCAAGCCUGUGCCUCAUCCCAGGUCUCGAAUGCAAUCAAAGUCCCAGCGUAACAACAACAACGACGACACUGUUGACUAUGCAGACACGACUAGCACGACAACCAGUGUGGUGAGCUCCCAACUCAGUGAAUAUCCUGCAGACAAUAAGACGCCUCUGCCUUUUCGCUCUCCUCCUCCCAGACCACCACGAAGCAAAUGUAUGAUCUCCAGGAAUCCCACAAUCGAUAGAGGCAAUCACCAUAUGACUGCAGUUUCUGAGCCAACUAAUCCAGCUGUCAAUACUGAGAGAAUACAAUCUCCUCCAGCACCGCGGCCUGAACGCCCCCCUCCUCCCUCCAUCUCUUACAGUUCAAGGUCUACAAUGAGGCUAAAAUCUGAGAGCGACAGUGAUGAGAGUCUGCAAUCCAGUUGUCCCAUCAGCUUUAUGCCACAAUCUCCAGUGUCACCAGCUCUCUCUAACGAAGAGCUGAACUUCUGCAGGACUUUCAGUACAAUGGCCACAGACAGCCCAAAGAGACCUGCAGUUCCGCCUCGACCCGGGCAGUCCCCCCUCGCCCGCUUUGACUCCUUGGGUGGAACCUCGUCUCCACAGACCAGACCACCACUGCCGUCCUUCUCCCCACCUCCCAUUCCUGAAUCGGAGGAACCUUCAGAUACAGUGUACAGUGAAGCAGAGCACCGCCCCUACCUGGACGUUCUGCCAGAGGACGUAGAUAACAUGUCACUAGGGAAGCCAACAGUAGGCAACCAGAGUGGGCACUACUCUCCUCAUCAACAGACCACUGAGGAUGCAGAGGACAUCAAUGGGCUGUUGAGAUGGUUGAAAAAACUAUCAAAAUUUGAUGGCAUGGCUUCAUCAGUGUAUGGCCUCAGUAUAGAGGAGGAAAUCAGAUCGUUAAGCCAAAGAGCGAUGAAUGUGAGAAAGGCCCUUCGUCUCUACAACCUCCUCAUGAUGAAACGCAAGGAAAGCCUGCGGGACCUCAUCACGGAGUUCAGCUCCAUCUCCAACAGCCUGGACAAGAUGAAGAAGAAGGGCAAAAGCAUGGACAUUGCUGGGGGCACCACAGGUGCUAUCGGAGGGGUGACCGCAGUCUUGGGUAUCGCCUUUGCUCCUGCGACCUUAGGUGCCUCGCUGAUUGCUACCGCCAUUGGUGUUGGUAUGGUGGCGUCCGCUGGGGGCAUUAGCGCCCACUCUGCCACGGCCAAAAAGAAGAUUGUGAAUAGGAUGACAGUUGAGAAACUAGUAUACGAUUAUAAGGGAAACGUUGUCGAUCUGGAACACUGCCUGGUCUUUAUCCUCAGUGGGAUGAAUGAGCUUCAAAGGCACGACAUUGCCAGGUUGCAGAGGGCAGGAGCCCAGCCGGAUUCACUGAAGAUGGCACACCUGUCACAGUUUGUGUUCAAGAAUAACACAACCAAGGAUAGGGGAGCUUCUCUUACACACGUGCGUGGGCUGUCAUCAGAGAGACUGCUUCUGGCUUUUGCGAAGGAAAUGGAUCAGUAUUUUACGGAAAAUGAUGGUCAGACGCUGAAGAAGUCGAGUAAAAGCAAGUUUUCGGGUAGAGUUCGCCUGCUGGCUAAAAAUCUGCAGGAAGAACUAUUUCACCUGAAUCGUAUGUGGGAAAUGUUUGGUUGA